UCUGGUGGUUUCUCUCCUUGAUCAUCUAUCUUAACCUUCAAUUUUCUCUCCUUUCCAUUCUCUCUCUACGACACUUCUCUCUUUAAAACUGCCAUAACCAACGAUGGAGGAACCUUUGAAGAAUCAACCAUCUUCUUCUUCUACAUCUGUAAUUGCUGGAAAAUCGAAACUUAGGUAUCCGUUGCGUUCUGCUUCUAAAGUGAAGGAUCAAACUAACAAAUCUCCUGAAAUUCCUAAUAAUUCUUCCUCUGCUGCUUCCAAAAGAGGGAGGACUUCCAGUAUGAGUAAAAGCGUCAGUGUUCUUGAGCUCUCUGCAAAGGACAAGCAGAAAACUACCAAGCCCCCUAGAAGGCUGUCAAUUCCUGCAAAGUCGAGUGUGAGCCCUAGGCACAAAUCUGCCACCAACAUUACUCCAAUUUCAGAAGCCAAGUCUAGGAGAAUGGCUAAUAGACAGGAAAGAUGUGAGACUCCAUUAUCUGAUGUGUCGAAGUCAUCUGUACGUAGGAAAUUCAACAUUCUGUCAUCAGCAUCAUAUUGGCUAUCACAAAUUAAGCUCUCCGAGUCUGCCGCCAAACAUUCUAUUUCAUUUGGUUUCUUCAAACUAGCUCUAGAGGCAGGAUGUGAGCCUCUGCAGCGACUGCGCGAGGAGCUGAAAUUCUAUGUGCAGAGGCACGACCUUGCUGAACUUGGAGACUCUAUUAAAAGCUUAUUUGAGAGCUAUGAAAUUCCCGAGACCCUGGAACAAGUGCAAGAGUCUAUUAUCUGCUCUCAAGUGUCUGAAGAUGCGACUGCUCUCUCCAGUGACGAUGUUCAAAGCACCUCUUCUAUAGCUGCAACCAAAAUGCCCAAACUGAAAUCUCUGAACGCUCUCACUGUAGCUUCUGCAGCAAAGGCUUCUAGUAAGAAGGAAAAUGUGCAGAGGAUCACACCAGUGACCAAGAGUCGAGCAUCUUUUAGCCGCGAACCUAUUAAGCCAAAAUUAAUCACAGAAAGUGGAGGCAACAAUAUAAAGAAGAAAGUACAAAAUCCAGCCAAACAAACUCCAAAUAAUGUGGAUAAGAUCAACAAGCAGGAUCAAAAAACAGUUUCGGAAGAAGUCACAGCCAAACAAGUGGACAUCGAGGAACCACUCGAGGGAAACAAAGAAAACAUGGAUGCUCCGCUUAUGGCAGAGGUGAUGUGACACAAGAAUGUUAGGGGGUAUGAAGCACAAAAUGGUCUCCUAAAAAUGCUGUCUUUGAUUCUAUUAGUACUAGUAGAGGUUGUCUUCAAAGGUUUUAGUGGAGGGCUUUCCUGUGUGUAGAAAGAAAGGUUUAAACAAUCAGUUUGUCCUGCAACAAAUUUUUUAUAUUUUGUCUACAAGUGGGCUUGAGUAUUUGGAAUAUUGUGUUGGUAUCUAUUAUAUAUACAGUGCUAUACUGCUUUGUUAAUAUUAGGAUUAUGUACGUAUUCCGUUAUCAAUUUAUUACGUGAUGAAAGAAAAAGAAGUGUACCAUUCUAGUAGUUAGAAACUUGUUCAAUCCAAC
Amaranthus tricolor (Joseph's coat) is the source of this 1526-nucleotide messenger RNA. RefSeq lists its product as uncharacterized. The transcript has 6 exons. Bases 104 to 1183 code for a protein of 359 amino acids. The record is from RefSeq and is a predicted model, not a curated record. Lineage: Eukaryota; Viridiplantae; Streptophyta; Magnoliopsida; Caryophyllales; Amaranthaceae.